GAAGAAGAAGAAGAAGAAGAAGAAGAAGAAGAAGAAGAAGAAGUGGAGGUGGAAGAAGAAGAGGAGGAGAUUUUCAAUGUGUGCAGGACCGUACGAUGGCCGGGGCCCUGUCUGAGAAUGCCCCAAGGCCUGUGAGCGUCGUUGGCGUCGACGGUAGUACCGUGGAAAACAGCAGCAGCAAUUUUAUCAACGGCAACGGCAACAGUAAUAACAGCAACAACGUUAGGUCGUUCACCUCGACGGAGGCACAAACGGAGGUGGCGCUUCAGAAUGGGCCCGAGGUCCUCGAGGAGCUCGCAAGCGAGUCACGUGGCGCCCGUCGCCGGGAGAGGCGAAUGCGGAGACAGCAUCGUAGGGCCCUGAGGAGUUGUUCUCUCCCACCGACUUAUCCUGGAGCCGCAAAUGCGGCCGUAGCGGUCGGUGCAUGCCCAGCGUCCGCGACCGCACCCGGAGUGCCUUUGGUGCCACCUACUAGGGGUUUCCUUCACCCUCCGCCACCUCAUCUCGGACUCAGGGGACUCAGUUUGGGUUUACCCUUUCCUGUACCUACCAGCGUCUCGGCAUUUGGCAGGGACGCAGUACCGAAGCAAUGUUGCGGCUUAGGUUCCCCGCCUGUACGUUGGUCCAUACUCGGUGUGGGAGUGGUGGGCCUUGUUUGUGCCGGUGCUGGUGCACUUUUGGGUGCACUCAGAGCUUCGGGACGAGAUCAUAUUGCUGUGGCCCUUCUCAUGAUCGGAAUAGGAGUGGUCCUGGUGAGUGUUAGCGCAGUGGCGUGGCGAGUGACCAGCCGAGAAAAUUGCGGUAGCUUCUUCGGUUUCACGGGGAUCACCGGUCGGAUUCCACCAGCGAGGCCGAUACACCCAUACGCUGCCAUGAUUUAUCCGGAAUUCCAAUUUAGAACACCACCACCAAGUUACCAGGCGAGCAUGCAGGAGUAUAGGUUACGGUUGUUGUUGUUAGACCGGCUGCAACCAACUUCGUCUCCGCCACCCACCUACAGGUCGAAUGCAAGUAGUAUCGUUGCUGGUGGUGGUGCUGUUGGUGUUGGAAUUGGUGGUGGUGGUGGUGGUACUGUACGAGAAAGCAGACCACCGAGUUAUUGCGCUAGAGGAAAUCCAACACCAAACGUUAAUCUGGUGCCCUCGAAAAAGGAUGCGAAUCUCGUCAGGAUCGUACAAACCGAAGCCGAUCCCGUAAUCCUUAGUGGCGAUCAAACGCCACCGGUACCUGCUGUUGAGGUCCUUGCGCAUCUUUAGCCCCCUUUUUACAAAUUUUUUUUCCUUAAUUUUUUUUUUUUUAAAUAAAAUUACUCGAAAGCGAUCUACUUCACCGUUGUUAUAUUUGUGAAGAUUUGUUUCGAUUAUACUGUUAAAUUGUCGGUGGCAUUUCAUAAAUCAUUAAGUAUACUGAAUGAACUAAAAUAUUAUUUGAUGUGUGUCAAACCGAUUCAUUCUGUUUAAGUUGUAUGGGUCCAUAAACAUCCCACGUUUUAACACGAUUUUACUUCUGACGUAUAUCUCUUAGAAUAUUUAUAAUAAUCGACAAAAAUUAUAUUUAUAUUAAUAUAAAAGUAUAAAGUGUUUAAAAUGUAAUUUAUAACAUUACUAUAAGUUUCUUUUAUAUAUCAUUUAAAUUUCAAUUGGUUUGAACGAAAAGUUGUGCGUGGGACGUACACGAUCCACGUGAUAUACACGGAAUAUGUUAAUUGUCGUUUAUAAAGAUUCGACAUUUUGAUCGAAUAAUAUAAAAAUAACGGUGCACCGAUAAUAAUAGUAUAAUCAUGGCCUAAUAAAGCGAUUUAUUGCGUUAAGCGAAUCCGAUUCUAAGCCAUAAUAAUGUCGACGUUUAUAUUGUUAGCUUUGUAAGAUUAUUUUGUAUUUAAAUUUUUAUUUUCACGUGUAAGAGAAAUUUCUUUUUUAUAUUUUACCCCGACAUACAGUAUUCGUUCGCGAGUAUAUAAGAAGAAGGAUGCGUCUUCUUCCCCAAAAAUAUAUCUAUAUAUAUAUAUAUAUAUAUAUAUUUUAAUUAAUAAUAAUCGUCUUGUGUUGUUCCGCAAUGCCGAAAUGCAUUGAAACGUGUAUCGAAUCUAACAAGAGUUUAUACUCUUGAUGUUAAUAAUAAACACCCUCGAUUUUUACUAGCUAUAGUUAUAAUAUAUUGCGCCAUGAUGAAUUAGGUCGUAAACGUUGACCUAUGACGAUGAUAGAGAAUUGUAUAUUUUGAAUACAUUAUUAUACGUAUAAUUAUAUACACACUACCGACUAAAAAUUUAGGUACACUUACUAUAACAUUUGCAUUAUACAUUUAAGUACAAAACCAUGACGUCUCCAUUUUGUUAACCAUCAUUUAUAUCAAAUUUUAUUCAACUUUCUCACUCGAUGAAUCUUUUAGUUUGAAACAAAUAUUUUUAAGUUCCUUAAGUAUAAAGGAAUAUAAAUUAGGAAUAUGGAAUUAAAACAUUUGUCAAUAAUUAUAUUGUAAAGGAAAUGUUAUUCUUCGAUAUAUGUACGAAUAUAUUUUUAUUAUGUAUUAACAAUUAAGUUAAAUAUUCGUAUGCGUAACCCUGACUACCCCAUAAUACGGGGUUCACAGUUUACACGUUGGGAGAAUUUUUAUAUAAUUUUGUUAUUAUUAAAAUUGAUCAGAUUUUUCAAAUAAGCUUUGUCAGCAAGAGAGAAACAGUAUUGUUUAUAAGAUAUCAUAUUACAAUACUUUAGACACUUUAAGUUUCGUUUAUAUUUUUUGAUUUAUUCUUCUACGAAUUGAGAGGUGGUGAUGUCAUAGAUUGUUUACCUCUGUUACGGUUGGAAAUAAAUUGACUAGGUAAGAAACAAAAAAUGUUAGUUGACGUUGACCUAAGCUUUUGGUUGGUAGUGUGUAUAAUACGUAGAAGACUUAGGAUUCGUUUUAAUCACGUAAGUUUUUCUAACCAGUAAAAUUCUAUUAUUAUUCCGACGUUAUUUUUUUCCUUCUUUCUUUUUAAAUGUCAUUUUUAAUAUGUUUGAUAAAAGUAUCACGAAUACCAGCACAUUACGUUUUAAUGAAUAUUACUUUUAAUUAAAGUUAUAUUAAAUAUAUACGCGCCCGGAAAGUAUCUUUUAUAGGAAAAUUGGUUUUAAUUAAAUCGCAUGUUUAAUAAUAUAGAGUAGCAUUUCAUUAAAAAAAAUAUAUAUAUAUAAAAGGAAUAUAUCGAAUUAUCUCGUAAUAGAAUUUUACUUGGGAAACACGUGAACGAUAUUUGAUGUGAUGAUGAUAGUCCAGUGUUGUUUAUAGAGAUAUACAGAGUGUUUCAAAAGUUGCUUAUAUCGAAAAAAGUCAAACCAAAAAAAAAUUCAUUUAUUUUUAUUUAUUAAUACAAUUACUGUACUUUGUUUUUUAUU
This is a messenger RNA of Polistes dominula (European paper wasp), 3380 nucleotides long. RefSeq lists its product as uncharacterized. The record is from RefSeq and is a predicted model, not a curated record. Lineage: Eukaryota; Metazoa; Arthropoda; Insecta; Hymenoptera; Vespidae.